AUGUUAACCAGAUAUCUUAUAUUAGUCAUAUCAGUUUUGUAUAUAAAGGAAAUCAGGUGUUUACAGAAUAAUUCAAACAGCGUAUCUAAUAUCAUAUUGAAUAAUUUAAAUGGAGGUCAAUCUCAAGGGUUAUUACAAAAGAGUUUGAAUCAAAUAGCAUCAAAUCAGGGCCUCCCUAUAAAUUUACAACAGAUUCUCAACUCAAGACAAGCUACAAAUGGUCAACAACAACAAAAUACACAACAGAAUGUAUUUGCGAAAUCGCCGUCUACUAUUUUUAUAGAAAGCACGCCAUCUCCAAGCCUCCAACCUGUAUUCCAACAAUCUUCUACUAAAACACCAACAAACGGUUACCAACAGUUAAUGGUGCAAGGACCUGUAUCGGCAGCUCCAGUUUUACAAAAUUGCAACGGCAUUAACAACGCGAAUAAUGUUGAUCAACAAAAUCUCGCCAUGGGUAAUGUGCAAAUACUACAACAACAAAUCCCCAAUAUUACGCCUCAGACAAUAGUAACACAACAACCAGUUAUGACUCCACAAACGUAUCAAACUAUAACAAUUCCUUCUUCGAUGCAACCUGUUAAUUUUCCAUCAACAUUGAAUGCCGGCAACGUUAAUACUCACGGUGAAAUGUCUUUAACCUAUCCACAAAAUCAACAAGUAGCAACUUUUGGAAUACCAUCGUAUAUAGUGGAAGGAUCUCAAUCGGCUUGUGUACAAACAUCCCAAUUUUCUCCUACAACAGACAACAACCCACCGGUUGUGUUGUACUCCUCACCACAAAACCUACAAGGCUUUGAUCUAAGUUACGCUGAAUUGGCGAAUCAACCACAAAUAGUUAAUUCAGUUUCAACAAAUCAACAACCGACUUUGGAUGGUAAUAGCUUAGGGUACUCACCUUAUACUUAUGCAGCUCUUCUUCCUGCUAUCACCCAAAUGGUCUCGAAUAUACCAAACUCAGGAUCCAAACCAUCAAGUUAUAAAGCAUUGCUACCUUUGAUUCUACAAAUUUUGAAGGAGAGGUUGAAUAACAAUUGUGAUUGCUGUCAAAAUUGUGGUUGCAAUAAUAAUAAUCUACAUCAUGGUAGUAAUGGCUAUGAAAAACAAAAAAACCACGGACACAUACCCAGACCACCGAAUAGAUACGGUAAAUAUUAUUCAGCAGAAUCAGAGAACCGCAAUGAAAUAGACAAUAAAAAGAGCAGAAGUAAAUAUGGUAAGCACAAAAAGGUCAAAUAUGAAGACUCAUACGAAGAUUACGAAAACGAUGACGACUAUGACUAG
Diatraea saccharalis (sugarcane borer) is the source of this 1284-nucleotide messenger RNA. NCBI's taxonomy places the organism in Eukaryota, Metazoa, Arthropoda, Insecta, Lepidoptera, Crambidae. The record is from the annotation of a GenBank genome assembly.